AUGAAGCCAUAUCCCUUCUUCAUAUUACCGACACUUACCGUAUAUCAACUCCUGGCUUAUGCUACGAUACCACAGCCCAAAGUCCCCGGGUCAUUCAACAUAACCGCCCUGACAGGAGAAAACGGCCAUUCAACGCUAGAAUGUUGGCAGCUCGAGCGCAAGUUCGACGUCUCAGACGAACCAGGCACGAAGGGCGCCGCGGUUCUCCCCUUUGAUGGCCUCACGGGGGAAGCAAAGUACUCUGUCCUUCCACCGAAUUUCGAUGGCGGCUUGCAUAACGCGCCCAUCGCACAAUGGGUUGUAUUUGUCUCUGGUGUGGCGCAUAUCACUCUUCCUAACAGGACGGAAGAAGCCUGGAUACGGGGUGGUGUUAAUGGAGCCAUCAUUGCUGCGGAUACGGUGGAUGUUAGUGAAAGGGGCCACUUCACUGUGUACCCAAGUAACAUGCAGACUGUAGCGUGGCAGAUUCCGUUUAAGGAUGGAGUUAUUCCUAAACAUCGGGUGUUGCAUCGUGGAGCGUGUAAGCCGGAUGAAGGCUGGAGCUGA
Molecule: messenger RNA, 546 nt
Organism: Nannizzia gypsea CBS 118893
Lineage: Eukaryota; Fungi; Ascomycota; Eurotiomycetes; Onygenales; Arthrodermataceae
Exons: 2
Coding region: 1-546 (181 amino acids)
Source: RefSeq, a predicted model, not a curated record